This is a messenger RNA of Oryctolagus cuniculus (rabbit), 5151 nucleotides long. The record is from RefSeq and is a predicted model, not a curated record. Lineage: Eukaryota; Metazoa; Chordata; Mammalia; Lagomorpha; Leporidae.
GGGCGCUGCUCCGGGCCGAGGCGCUCUGGGGCGGGGGUGGCGCUCCCGGGCUGAGGCGCUGAGGGCAGGGGCGCCCCCAGGCCCUCGCCCUGAGCCGGGACGCGCGGCCGCGGGCGUCCUCCGCGCUCCGCGCCGCCUCAGUUCCAGUGACAGCCUGAGGCGGGGCGCGCGGGCGGAGUGCGCAGCCGCCCUGCCUGCCCCGAGCACCUCCUGAGGGCCGGGGUCCUCUUUCACCGCGCGCCCGGCCUGCGGGGCUCCCAGGGCCGUCGUGGUCCCCGAGGUCAUCGUUUGGGUCCCCCGAGUCCGACCGCGCUGGGUCCUGUCCCUCCUCAGCCCUAGGCCCCGCCCCGGCCCUGGAGAGGGACAAACUCGCGCGCAGCUGCCCUAGGCCUGGCGGGGCCGCCCGGACCCUGCCUGGACCUGCCCGGCGCUGCGCCCAGUGACUCGUUUCCCCGCUGGCCACGUGAGGGCUGCUGACGGAGGGACGGGCUCUGAGCCAGGCAGUUUCUCUUCAGAGAGCAGAGUGUGCUGCAGACUUCCCGUGCAAACCUAAUCUGGCCUGGGGAGCCCCCGGGGAGGGCUGACCCCGCGGCCGCCCAGGUGCCGCCCCUUCAGCUAUGGAGGAGGAAGAGGCCUGCCCGGAGACUGGCUUCUGCCUGGGAAGUGCCCUGCGCUUCUGGGGGCUGCUGCUCAUGGAGGAGCAUUCACAGUCCACCAUGCUGAUGGGGAUUGUGAUCGGAGCCCUCCUGGCACUGGCCUUUGUUGGCAGCAUCAUCUUUCUUGUGUCUAGAAGAGUUGAGAGAUCUCGACAGACACAGCCCACUCCUCAGUACAGAUUCCGGAAAAGAGACAAAGUAAUGUUCUAUGGCCGGAAGAUCAUGAGAAAGGUGACCACGCUGCCCCACGCACUGGUCGGGAACACUGCUGCACCCCGGCUGCGGACCCGGAAGAGGGCCAAGGUGCUCUCUUUGGCCAAGAGGAUUCUGCGUUUCAGGAAGGAGUAUCCCACCCUGCAGCCCAAGGAGCCGCCACCAUGCCUGCUGGAGGCCGGCCUCAGCGAGUCUGACGUGCAGAGCUCUCAGCUGCCCUCGGAAGUCCUGUACAUGUUGAAGAGCGUUCGGGUCCUGGGCCACUUUGAGAAGCCGCUGUUCCUGGAGCUUUGCAAGCACAUGGUCUUCGUGCAGCUGCAGGAGGGGGAGCCCAUCUUCCAGCCGGACGAGCCGGACACCAGCAUCUACGUGGUCCAGGAUGGCCGGCUGGAGGUCUGCGUCCAGGACGCGGAUGGCACCGAGGUGGUGGUCAAAGACGUUCUGGCUGGAGACAGCGUGCAGAGCCUCCUGAGCAUCCUGGGCGGCAUCACCGGCCACACUGUACUGUAUAAAACCGUCUCUGUCCGUGCGGCUGUCCCUUCCACCAUCCUCCGGCUUCCAGCUGUGGCUUUUCAAGGCAUUUUUGAGAAAUAUCCCGAAACCCUGGUGAGGGUGGUGCAGAAAACUUGCAAAAAUAAUGCAGAAUUCCCAUUUGUACUGCAUCCCAUUCACCGGACGUUCACAUCUUUUGUUGCCACAAUCAUCAUGGUGCGGCUGCAGAGAGUGACCCUCCUGGCUCUGCACAACCAUCUAGGCCUGACCACCGAGCUCUUCAAUCCUGAGAGCCAGGCCAUACCUCUCCUGUCUGCCGGGAAAGCCAAGAGGCAGAUGUUCCAUGCCCUGGAUGAGCGAGAGUCCUGUGACUCAGUAGAUGGUGGAGGCAGCCGUCUGGCAGCAUAUGGGCCUCUGCUGAAGAGGAGCCACUCCUUCCCUCUACCUUCUGUCCAUGAAGAGAUCUUAGAGGAGCUCGGGAAGUCCCAGGCAGGUGACCGUGACCCUUUGGCCCCACAAGGUGUCAGGUUUCUGAAGCUACAUGAAUUUUUUUUAAGGCUUCUGGCCGGGGCCACCUCAGACCUGGGAAUGGCGUGCGACCGUGCCAGGGUCCUGCUGCACUCUGAGGAGCGCCCCAGGAACUCCGUGGCUGGCAAGUUCAAGAAAAGUGUGAUGGUGGCAGAGACCCCCUCUGCUGUCUGCCACUACUCAGAGGGUCUCUCAGAUGAGACUGGCACCAGCGGCGAGACAGACACCAUCUUCAGAGCUGCCAAGAAGGCCCUGCUCGCCCUGAUGAAGCUGACGGACGCCUCCCUGCUGGAUGGCCGGGUGACACUUCUCCAUGUGCCUGCAGGCACCGUGGUGUCGAGACAAGGGGACCAGGAUGUCAACAUCCUCUUUGUGGUCUCGGGCCUGCUGCACGUGUACCAGCGGAAGAUUGACAGCGAGGAGGACACCUGCCUGUUCCUCACACACCCCGGGGAGAUGGUGGGUCAGCUGGCCGUGCUCACAGGCGAGCCCCUCAUGUUCACCAUCAGGGCCAACAGGGACUGCAGCUUCCUGUCCAUCUCUAAGGCCCACUUCUAUGAAAUCAUGCGGAGGCAGCCGACUGUCGUCCUGAGCGUCGCGCACACCGUCGUGAGGAGGAUGUCACCCUUUGUGCGGCAGAUCGACUUCGCUCUGGACUGGGUGGAGGUGGAGGCCGGCCGUGCGGUGUACAGGCAGGGUGACAAGUCCGACUGCACAUACAUCGUCCUCAGCGGCCGGCUACGCUCUGUGGUCCGGAAGGAAGAUGGAAAAAAGCGCCUGGUCGGGGAGUACGGCCGCGGAGACCUUGUUGGAGUGGUGGAGGCGCUGACCCACCAGGUCAGGGCAACCACAGUACACGCUGUACGGGACUCAGAACUGGCCAAGCUGCCUGCAGGAGCCCUGACAUCCAUCAAGCGCAGGUACCCACAGGUGGUGACGCGUUUGAUCCAUCUUUUGGGCGAGAAGAUCCUGGGCAGCCUUCAGCAGGCACCUGUGACAGGUCACCAGCUUGGGCUCCACGCCACAGGCAGCAAGUGGGACUCUGGGAGCCUGGCGGGCAACCUGUCCACGGUGGCAGCGAUGCCUGUGUCUGAGGAUGUGCCCCUCACGGCCUUCGCUCUGGAGCUGAAACAUGCCCUCUGCGCCAUCGGUCCAACGCUGCUGCUGACCAGCGACAACAUAAAGCAGCGCCUUGGCUCGGCGGCUCUGGACAGCGUCCACGAGUACCGGCUGUCCAGCUGGCUGGGCCAGCAGGAGGACAUCCACCGGAUCGUGCUCUACCAGACGGACAGCACACUCACACCCUGGACUCAGCGCUGCGUCCGGCAAGCCGACUGCGUCCUCAUCGUGGGCCUGGGCGAGCAGGAGCCUCUGCUGGGCGAGCUGGAGCGGAUGCUGGAGAACUCGGCCGUGAGGGCGCAGAAGCAACUGAUCCUGCUGCACCGGGAGGAGGGCCCGGCACCCGCCCGCACCGUGGAGUGGCUCAACAUGCGGAGCUGGUGCUCAGGUCACCUGCACCUCCGCUGUCCACGCCGCGUCUUCUCCCGCAGGAGCUUGCCCAAGCUGGCGGAGAUGUACGAACGCGUCUUCCAGCGGACCCCAGACCGGCACUCGGAUUUCUCCCGCCUGGCACGGGUGCUGACGGGCAACGCCAUUGCCUUGGUGCUUGGGGGAGGGGGAGCCAGAGGCUGUGCCCAGGUGGGCAUUGUCAGGGCCCUGGCAGAGUGCGGCAUCCCCGUGGACAUGGUUGGAGGGACAUCCAUUGGGGCCUUCAUGGGCGCCCUGUACUCCGAGGAGCGCAGCUACAGCCAGAUGCGGAUCCGGGCCAAGCAGUGGGCUGAGGACAGGACGUCGAUAGUGAAGACGGUGCUGGACCUGACCUACCCCAUCACGUCCAUGUUCUCGGGUGCCGGCUUCAACAGCAGCAUCUGCAGCAUCUUCAAGGAUCGGCAGAUUGAGGACCUGUGGCUCCCCUACUUCGCCGUCACCACUGACAUCACGGCUUCUGCCAUGCGGGUGCACACGGAUGGCUCUCUAUGGCGUUAUGUGCGUGCUAGCAUGUCCCUGUCGGGCUACAUGCCCCCACUCUGCGACCCCAAAGACGGACACCUGUUAAUGGACGGGGGCUACAUCAACAACCUUCCAGCGGAUGUGGCGAGAUCCAUGGGGGCAAAAGUGGUGAUUGCCAUCGACGUGGGCAGCCGGGACGAGAUGGACCUCACCAACUAUGGCGACGCCCUGUCGGGGUGGUGGCUGCUGUGGAAACGCUGGAACCCUUUGGCCACGAAGGUCAAGGUGCUGAACAUGGCAGAGAUCCAGACCCGCCUGGCCUACGUGUGCUGCGUCCGGCAGCUGGAGACAGUGAAGAGCAGUGACUACUGCGAGUACUUGCGGCCCCCCAUCGACGGCUACGGCACCCUGGACUUCGGCAAGUUCAACGAGAUCUGCGAAGUGGGGUACCAGCACGGCCGGAUGGUGUUUGACAUCUGGGCUCGCGGUGGCGUGCUGGACCGGAUGCUGCAGGACCGGCAGGGAGCCAGCAGGAGACAGGCCUGCUCGACCCUCGCCUGCCCCAACGCCUCUUUCACUGACCUCGCCGCGAUCGUGUCCCGCAUCGAGCCUGCCAAGGCGGCCGCUGUGGACGACGAAUCAGACUACCAGACUGAGUACGAGGAGGAGCUGCCCGACGUACCCCAGGAUGCAUAUGCGGACUUCCAGAGCACCCGCGAGCGGGGCUCUGACUCGGAAGAUGAGCUCUCACCUAGGCAUCGACACCCAGCACCCUGGGGCUGUGCCAGGCCCCCGCGGGCUGAACUGGCAUCAAUAAAGGUAGAUGAGACUACGACACGUCAUCCCUGUGCAAGGUCACUGCCCGCGGCCCGGUCGUCUCCCCUCUUCCAAGGCUGGCAGGGUGGUGCCCAGGGUCUGGAUGAAGCUGGGGACCCCCCCCACGCCCGGAUGAGCCCCUCAGAUGCCCAGGCCUCGCUCACCCUGGAUCUGGUCGGGUGCUGACCUAAGUACUCCUCUGGGAGCAGGGGACCCUGUGCUAUAAGAGCGGGACCCCACCCUGGGAGGCCCUGGGCCCCGGGGCCUUGCAGUCACCUGACCUCAGGCCUCAGUUUCUCAGCUCUGCGGCCCCGCCCAGGACCACGCCCUCCCGUGACGUCACGGAGGCGGAGCCACCGCCCCCGACCGGGCCGCUGUCUCCGCGGCUGCCGGUGCUGCUGCUGCGGGACACCGAGUGCCCGGCGCUGCCAUGCAG